GUUUGCCAAAGAGGGAGGAAGGUGACAGAGCAGCGGGAGGACGAGGCGGAGCAGUCUCCGUAGCCGUUGUAGCCCAGAGCUGCCCCCAGAACGCCGCCACCCGCCGCGAUGACCGAUGUCGCCUGGCCCUCCCGCCCCUUGCGGCGUCGGCGGAUGAGGCUGGCCCUGGGCUUGGCGUCUCCAGCGCUCUGGGGCACCGCCUGCUGGGCGUGGGCAGACCGCUGCUGCGCUGCCCCCGCGUGCCCCGCCUCCGCCGCCCCGCCCGCGGGGCGCGGCGCGCUGCUGCGGGGGACCAUCGCCCCCGCGGCUUGCGCUGCGGCGGCCGAUGCGGCCCUCGCCCAGGGCGGGGAGGAGUGCAGGCGGCGGGCAGUCUGCAAGAGCGAGGCGGAGUGGGCGAGGACCUUGUCGCCCCAGCAGUUCUUCGUUCUGCGGAGCGCCGGCACCGAGGCCCCGAGGAGCUCGCCGCUGCUGAGGGAGAGGCGGCAGGGGCGGUACCGGUGCGCCGGCUGCGCCGCUUUUCUCUUCGAGUCGUCGAGCAAGGUCGCCUCGCAGAGCCCGUGGCUAUCCUUUGGCAGCGCGCUGCCCACGGUCGAGGUGGAGGGCUCCUGGUUCGAGGCUGUCACCGGCGCUAAGCUCAGGUGCGCGAGGUGCGGGGGGCACCUGGGGGAACGCUUCCUGGACGGCGCCUCCUUCGCAGGCACCCCAGCUGCUCGCACAGGACGCCGCUACUGUGUCAACGGCGCCGCCCUGGUGUUCGUCCCCGCUGAUGGCCUCGAACCCGUCGCAGGCCAGAAUCCAGCCGCGGACUCCGUCGAGUACUGGGAGAAGUACCCGUGGAGAAUGAUCGACGGCGGACUGCGGCCGAUCUAGCUGGUGUUCGGUAUGGUGGAGCCCCCUUGCCUUCAGUGCGUGCGCCAGCAAUUUUCACAAGAUUGCGCGAACUGUGCGCGAACUGGGCGCUCCUCGCUGUCCGCCUGCUGUUGCCGAUCUGGGGCCCAUGCCGCGUCGUGUGGAGCCGCCGCUGCGGGCAAGGCGCCGCGCGUGCCUGGGCGAGGCCCCGCCGCGUCACCAGCCGGCGGGGCUCAUCGCGAGCGUGCGCGUGGGGCCUGAGGAAAGAAGAGGAGCAGGCGCAUUGAGCAGCAGGGUGUGAGG
Molecule: messenger RNA, 1152 nt
Organism: Prorocentrum cordatum
Lineage: Eukaryota; Dinophyceae; Prorocentrales; Prorocentraceae
Source: the annotation of a GenBank genome assembly